Messenger RNA from Scedosporium apiospermum, 1962 nucleotides. RefSeq names its product tRNA (Adenine-N(1)-)-methyltransferase non-catalytic subunit trm6. Gene Ontology annotation, cellular component: nucleus; tRNA (m1A) methyltransferase complex. Gene Ontology annotation, biological process: tRNA methylation. Lineage: Eukaryota; Fungi; Ascomycota; Sordariomycetes; Microascales; Microascaceae. The record is from RefSeq and is a predicted model, not a curated record. The coding region runs from base 1 to 1962 and encodes 653 amino acids. The transcript is spliced from 2 exons.
AUGGGGUCUGUCGUUCUUUCCAAUGAGUGGGCUGGCUUCAAGCUGCCCUCGGGUGCCGUCAAGGUCAUCCAAGUUAUCCCCAACACUAUCAUUUCCCUAGGGAAAUACGGCUCAUUUCCAAGUAACCUCGUCAUCGACCGACCCUACCACCUCACCUACGAAGUCCAAGACAAACGCCCCGACGAAACCUUUUGCCGCCUGCGAAUCGUGCCCGCCCACGAGCUCCGCGCCGAUAUCCUCGCAGACGUAAAGUCGAAGGAUGCCCCCGAGAACGGCGCUGACGGCGAACUCGACGAGGAGGAAGCCAACGCCGCGAUUGCCCUGGCCGCUAGUAUCGUAGCCCAAGAUGAUGCGGCCGCGCUCGCGGCAUCUGCUUCGACGGACAAGGUUGUGCGGCAGACGCUGACGGCGGAUGAGAUUGAGGCGCUGAAGCGCGACGGAACGUCAGCUGGAAAGGACCUUAUCGCGAAACUUUUAUCGUCCCAUACGGCGCUCGACGAGAAGACGGCUUACUCGCUCGAGAAAUACAAGCUGCUCAAGACGAAAAAAUAUAUCCGGCGCUUCGAGGUCUUACCGCUCGAUACCCCGCUACUUACGCGUUGGCUCCUGGAGGAUAGAGAUGGCAUGAAGAUUCUGGAGCUGAGGGAAGAGAUGCUGGCCCUUUUAGGCUGCUGGGCGAAUAUCCACUGUGCUGCCGCGGAUGAGCCAGAGGUUAUUACUGCGGAGAAGGCGGGACUUCCGAGUGGUAUGAAGGCUCCCGAGCUCACGGGUGGAAGGUGGCUUGUAGUUGAUGAUACAGGAGGUCUACUUGUGGCUGCCAUGGCAGAGCGGAUGGGAAUAUUACAUCCUCAUCGACCCACAAAGAAGAUACAACAGCAACGGCAGGCCAAGGCAGAUUCGGCAGAGAACAACUCGACCCAGCAGACCAACACAAACCAGAAUAGAGAGGAGAAUGCGCCGGCGGAUGUGGAUACGGCCAUGGCCGAUGCGAUCGAGGUCAGCAAGCCGGAAGCAGACGGUGCUGAGCUUGCCGGCGAGCAGAAGAUCCCAGAAACCGAAACAGCACCUACGGAACUCAACGCGGAGGCGGAGGCGAGCAAGGAAUCUGCAGAAACAAAAAGGAAGGCCGAGAAGUCUCGGCCCCGUCCCUACGAUCGUGACGAUCUAGAAAUUCCCUAUGCGGGCUGCAAUACCAUGACUCUCAUCCACUCCAACAGCCAACCUAACCUCUCCUUCCUCAAAUACUACGACUUCAACUUCGCCGCCCCCAACCCUCCCUUCGCCUCCCACCCCCUCCACACGAAUCUCCUCUGGCUCAACUGGCUCCAGCUUCUCGAGCCCGACAAGGACGCCAUAUACGCCACGGAACCUCCCGCCGUCUCCCCCGACGAGCUGCAGACGUGGAAGGGCAACCGCAGGGGUGUAUACCACCGAAAGCGCAGACGCUGGGCCCGCACCCGGUUUAUCGUCGACUCGACCCGCGCUGGCGGCUUCUCCGGCCUCGUGACGGCCUCCACCCUCGACCCCAUAUCUCUUCUCAGACAUACCCUUCCACUGUUGGCCCCCGGAGCGCCCAUCGCCAUUUACUCCCAAAGUGUGGAGCCGCUCACGCAGCUUGCGGAUUGCUUCAGCGUAGCGCGGCGAGCGGCUUGGGCUACGGAUCCACCUCCCGAGGCGGAGGGCCAGACGCCCGAGGAACUGGAGAGAUGGCCUGGUUCAGAGGAUUUCCCCAUCAACCCCGGCUUGUUGUUGGGGACUACCGUGCAGACGAGUAGGGUGAGGCAGUGGCAGGUGCUUCCCGGUCGGACGCAUCCGCACAUGACGAGUCGUGGAGGUUCGGAAGGGUACAUAUUUACGGCGUGGAAGGCGUUGCCUGCUGUAGGGAGAGUGGAGGCCAGGGGGAGGCAUAAGAGGAGGAAGACUACCGCUGCGGUAGCGACGCCGACGUCGGCGGAGGGUUGA